This is a messenger RNA of Medioppia subpectinata, 3989 nucleotides long. The record is from the annotation of a GenBank genome assembly. NCBI's taxonomy places the organism in Eukaryota, Metazoa, Arthropoda, Arachnida, Sarcoptiformes, Oppiidae.
GUUGUCAAACGCAUCACAAGAGGUGUGAAAAUCAUAACAAAUAUUGAAACCGAUUGUCAAACACUUUGGUCCACAACCGGAUUAACCACUCGUCGGACAACCCAUUACUACCGCCGCUGCAAAAUCGCCGCUAAUUAUCACCACUCGAUCGAUGGACUGAAGAGGACGGUCGACAUCGCGAGCCACGACUAGUGGAUCCAAUGAGUGUCCCGGACUAUGACCAGUGCGCUGACGAUCACCAGUGCCUACUCGUGGUGGUCAAGCAAAUCGGUCCGCAAAUAAGUCCCAAACUAUUCAACCGGAUCUACGAUGGGAUCAACAAAUUGUGUGAGAUAUCGGUGAACGACGCCCAGGGAGACACUUUCGCCAACACUUUAUACGAUUCGCGCUGUUUUCUGGUCAACGAUAUCACUGACCACUCGAUCGUCGACGGCGUUAACAAUGGACUCAACAAUGAACGGCACAAUAGCAUCGGCGCCGCCGCCGCCGCUGUGGCGGACACCGAGUCGUCGCACAAAGACUCGGCCAUUGAUUUGACCGAAAGUGAAUCCAUUAUUAGUCAUAAUAUCGAUCAUCAAAACGAUUAUUUUGACGAAACAGACGACUCGUGCGCUCGGAUGCGAAGUCUGUCGAAGUCGUUCACCAGCGCUGGUGACGAUAUAAUCGACGGCUUUGACAUCAGCGACCGAAUGCCUUCUUGUGGUGCGGAACCAAUUCUAAGUGAUAGCCAUUUGUCGAUAACUCACGUCAAUAUAGACUCAUCUGAAUCUAGUCCCGAAUCUAUUGAUGAGAUUAAUGCUCAAUACUGUGUGACCGACGGCCAGUCGACGGCCGCCGCGACGAACGGUUCGCUCACAACGAGUCCUAAUAAAACUCUGUCAUCGCAUAAGAGUCGCAACGAUUUGAGCGAUGAUUUGCCAAAUAAUAAUAAUGUGCUAAACAGUGAUAGCGUUCAGACAUCGAUACCAUCGAGACCUCAAUUCACGGAAUAUAUUCGGUACGAAUCGGACGACGAGUGUUGCGAUCGGAUUGAGACAAACGUCAAGGACUUUAUAUCAUCGCUGUUUUGGGUGUUGGAGAAGAAACGGUUGGAUCGGACCCACGAAAAGCAGGAGAAGAUACCGCUUCUGAUCGCGCCGUUCGAGAAGAAAGAUCUGAUCGGUUUGGACACCGAUUCCCGAACGUUCCGCAAACGAUGUUUGGGACGAAUGCGCAAACACGUGGCCGAUCUUGUGAUUAAUGCUCAAUACUGUGUGACCGACGGCCGCACUGACGGCCAGUCGACGGCCGCCGCGACGAACGGUUCGCUCACAACGAGUCCUAAUAAAACUCUGUCAUCGCAUAAGAGUCGCAACGAUUUGAGCGAUGAUUUGCCAAAUAAUAAUGAUGUGCUAAACAGUGAUAGCGUUCAGACAUCGAUACCAUCGAGACCUCAAUUCACGGAAUAUAUUCGGUACGAGUCGGACGACGAGUGUUGCGAUCGGAUUGAGACAAACGUCAAGGACUUCAUAUCAUCGCUGUUUUGGGUGUUGGAGAAGAAACGGUUGGAUCGGACGCCAAACCUGUGGCUAAGGGCUUGCAAGGCGUUUGCUACAAACCCUGCUUACGCGUUUGUGCACCGGCACCUCUCGCUGUUGGCCGGUCUGCCCAACGAAGCCCUAAACCACUACUGCUCGGCCAUCGAGCAGUUGAAAGCCGUUAGCGAUUGGCUUUGGUUGGCCGCCGCUCUCGAAGGCCAAUGCGUCGCCUCAUUGACACUACUCUACCCGAACAGAGCCCGCCGUAUGUCCUCCGCAUCGUUUCAACGCAACGCUUCCCUCCCGUUGUCUAAAAUUGCAAAGAAUGGCCGCAAGAGUUUAGCGCACUCUAAGUCUCUCAAUAGUAAGAGUUUGCCCAAUGGUUUGGAUCCGGUUUUGACCAAAAAUUUGGGCAAAAAUAUUUUAAAUAACAGCGAAAUCUACGAUAAAUACAAAGAGGCCGCCUGUCAUUACGCUAAGGUAAACGCCCGAAGUUUGCCCAAUGGUUUGGAUCCGGUUUUGACCAAAAAUUUGGGCAAAAAUAUUUUAAAUAACAGCGAAAUCUACGAUAAAUACAAAGAGGCCGCCUGUCAUUACGCUAAGUACCGAAACGCCGCUAUUCUCGAGUUUGAGUGUAGUUUCAAAGCGGCCCGAGUUUUGACGGAUAUAGAGAAGUAUUUGUGGUCUUCGGAGUUCAUACAGAACGCAGUGUUUAUCUCAUUUAAUCAGACAAAUGAAGAGCAGAAUUUGUUUUUGCAGAUCGAGAGGCUGUCAAUGAUUGCAGAAUUGUAUUCAAAUAUUGGGUUUUCACGAAAGGCUGCGUUUUAUCGCCGAUUCGCUGCACUCAAAGCGGUGUCCCUUCAUCUCCAAAACCCCGAUUGGGAGAAAUGCUAUUAUCUAUUGAUGCCGUCCCUCGAGGGCUAUGGUCUGACAUUAGAUCCCAUUGAAUAUCAGCGACGAAUUGAUACGAACGCAAUCGGAUGGCCCGGAAUUCAUAUGCAAUUACUGCAAGAAUUGGUCACCACUGCUAUCAAAAUGAAUUGCGAGCCCUUAGCUGUCCGUCACUUGAGUUUUCUAUUGCACGCACUCUUCGAGUACUUAUCUGUUCAACAAAGACAAGAGUUUGCGACAAAGCUUUCCUCGUUGUCGUCGCGUUGUGGCGAAGGAUCGCCGGUCCCUCUGAAGCUUCAAAACGGAAUAGUCAUCCCUUCUGUCAAUUUAACCAAAUUUCCAACUAUUGUCUCGUUUAAAGUGCAGAAUUUGGCGCCACAUUUACGGCCCAUUAAAUUGAAGUCGAAAACUAAACCCAAUCCGACGACUUCGACCCCUUCCAGUCCUUUCAUCUUCACACCGCUUCAACUGAACAGAACUGUUAAUACUCCCCGAAGACUGUCUACAGUGACAACAAACCUGGAGUACAAAUGGGCCGAAGGGGAGGUCGCGACCAUUACUAUGGUUUUGGACAAUUAUCUGCCAAUAGAUCUGAUUAUAACUCAUAUGUCAUUAAUGACCGACGGACUGGCGUUCGAGACAUAUCCCACUUCAUUGACGUUGAGCUCCGAAUCGCAGAACACAACCGUCAGUCUGACCGGAAUUCCCCGCUCUAACGGUCGGCUCGAUAUCUUAGGCUAUACUACACACACGUUGGGUGUGAAGAGCGAGUGUCGGCUGCGAGAGCUGCCGAACGCCAAGAAACUCAAACUACCGAAGAGUUACUCAAUAGAAAUCAUUCCGUUUUUACCGUUGAUCGGCAUUUCGUGCUCUUUGCCGAAAGCGAACCAAUUCUCAAGUCUGUCGGCCAACGACGGCACUCACAUCGCGUACAGCGCGUCGGUCACGAUGUUUGCCGGCGAGAGGCGCACGUGUCAGCUAACGCUGUCCAACAACAGUCCGAACAGCGAACUCAUAGAACUGAUUAACAUUAGUGUUGUGUCGAAACUGCCAAAGGAGACGGAAAAGUCGCUGUUUGAAUGGAGCGACCACUCAAUCAAUAGCGAAUUACCGCUGGCCUGCGGUUCGUCCGUUACGUUCGAUUUGACACUCAACGCCAUCGGAGACUUUGUCAUCGAAACGAACGCAACCAAAAGCAAUACUACGCGAACGGCGGCCGCCAACAGGUCGUCAGCGGCGGCCAGUCGUAGCCAAACGCCGUACAGUUCGCACCAGAAUUCUCCCGCGCACGCGUCGGCCAGCGCUGCCAAAAAGACUCAGUUAUUAGGUUCGACUACUUUAGCGAAUUUCAUCUCUGAAUUACAAACCAGUAAUAAAUCCAAACAAAUAAGUGAUAAACGAAUUACAGAAAGCAUUGAUUUGUGUCCAUCAAAGGUUCGCAUUUCAAAUGUUUACUUAUUUCACUAUUUCUUUACUCAUAAUAAUGUCAUAAUUUAUAUAUUCGUUGAGCAGAUAGUAGAAGCCGUGCUUCAGUUUGAAUACAGCGGAGGUCCGGGUCUCGCCUCCGGUUACUGUAGGCAU